AUGACUUACAUUAGAGCUGAGAGAAUAAAGUUAUCAACAAAAAGUACUCACGCUCAUAAAAUAAAACGCCUCUUGGAAAAUAAUAGCAAAAGUUCAGUUUGUACCCAAAACCAACAUAGUUUUGGCAGAUCGGAUGGGAGUGUAGUAAAUCUAUCUUCACACGCCUUAUCAGCUGAGGCGCAGAAAGUGCUAUCACGAGGCUUAAACUUUGCAAUAACACCUAGCAGAGUUCCAGUGGAGUCUAUAGUAUCUAGUGUCGAAAGCUGUCUCAUGCGCAAUAAGGUGCCUGGACCGGACGCUGAAUGCCUUAGACAAGAUAUAUCUGCUUUAAUACGCAGACACAAGAGUCCGAAACAGAACAUCACUAGGCAAGAGUUCCAGGCGCUUAUGUCUCUUCGCAAUAAUCCGAAUAUUCUCGUUUUACCGGCGGACAAGGGCAACGCGACUGUCAUAAUAGAUACAGCUGAAUAUGAACAAAAAGUCGAUGAACUAGUUAGUGAUACCAGUACAUAUAAAAAGGUAAACUACAAUCCGACAGCUCGAGUUACGUCCAAACUGAACAAGAUCUUGUCCUCGCUGUCAGAUGGAGAGAGAAAACGACUACGUCCCUUGAACCCGACACCUCCAAAAAUAUACGGUUUACCCAAAAUCCACAAACCAAAUUGGCCGCUACGUCCCAUUGUUAGUCAAAUCGACUCGCCAACGUAUAAGUGCUCACGUCACAUGGCGGAUUUUUUGCAAACUUUGACUGGGAAAACGACGAGCUUCAUAAGGGAUUCCACACACUUCAUUCGCUUAUUGCGAGAUAUAAGAAUUCAAGAUGACGAGGCAAUGGUCAGUUUUGACGUGGCAUCUUUAUUCACUAACGUACCGGUAGCGGAAACUAUUGAUAUAAUAAAGCAACACCUUAUUGUUAACAACUUACCUACUGAGUACAUAAGUCUGAUAGAAUUUUGCCUCAAGAGUGGCUAUUUCCUCUGGCGAGGGGAUUUUUAUUUACAAGUGGAUGGAGUGGCGAUGGGCUCGCCAAUAGCCCCGGUGGUGGCCAACAUAUUUAUGGAAAAUUUCGAGAAGGAAGCGUUGAACAGUGCGCCAGUCAAACCUAGAUACUGGCUGAGAUACGUAGACGAUGUGUUUGCUAUAGUUUCCAGACGACACAUAGGGCAGCUACUGGAUCACUUGAACGAAAUGCAUCCUAGGAUACGCUUUACGACGGAGGAGGAAAAAGAUGGAACCCUCCCUUUCCUGGAUGUAUUAGUGAAGCGUGAAUCGAGUGGGUGUCUAGUGCACACGGUGUACAGGAAACCGACGCACACCGAUCGGUACCUAAAGGCGGAUUCCCAUCAUCAUCCGUCUUACCUAUCGUCCGUGCCACGCACUCUCAUCAAUCGUGCACUUCGCUUAUGCGAUCCUCAGUUCGUAGAGUCGGAACUGACGCACGUGAGACGAGUUCUUGAGGACAAUGGCUACAAAUGGAGACAAAGCCUUAGGCUAGCAAACACGACCGGUAAGACACGGCCUCAGGUUGUGGAGCGAGUCCCGGCAUAUCUACCUUAUAUGCGGGGGGUGACGGAUAAGAUUGGACACUUGUUACGCCGCAAGUAUAGUAUCAAGACAAUUUUCCGGCCCCUUACGCAGAUAAGGAGAGUUUUACGUUCGCCGAAAGAUCGUACCCCCUUAGAUGGCCCAGGCGUCUACGAAAUUCCAUGCGAUUGCGGCAAAAGUUACAUUGGGGAAACGGGGCGCAACAUUAAUACCAGGCUCACAGAGCACAUUCGUUGCAUGCGCAAACUGGACAGCAACACGUCAGCGGUUGCGGAACACGCCCUUACCUCCAACUCUCAUUACAUUAGGUUCGACCGAGUGAAAGUCUUGGCUCGUGACAAAAACUUCGUGUCACGUAAGUUACUCGAAGCCAUUGAAAUCCGACGUCGACCUAAUUUUAAUAGAGAUAAGGGUUGGUCUCUGUCUCCGGCGUGGGAACCCGUGUUGCUGAGACCGAAGCAGAAGAACAACGAAGAUGGUGUUGAAUACGUGUCGGACAUCGUCAAGGUGAUCAUCAUGUCGAAGCACUCGCCUCCUUGUCGGCUUUUUGUUGACAACUGGCUGUGUAUUUAUGCUGUCUAA
Papilio machaon (common yellow swallowtail) is the source of this 2127-nucleotide messenger RNA. RefSeq lists its product as uncharacterized. The transcript is spliced from 2 exons. Bases 1 to 2127 code for a protein of 708 amino acids. The record is from RefSeq and is a predicted model, not a curated record. NCBI's taxonomy places the organism in Eukaryota, Metazoa, Arthropoda, Insecta, Lepidoptera, Papilionidae.